CAGUUGGUAGUACUGCGCCGAAUACACACGCAAAUGACAUCUGCAGAACUUUUAUAGAGCGGAAGGGAUCAGCUCGUUGUUGGGGGGAAGAGUUAACUAGAAUAAAUACAAAUACCAGUGCACGCAGCAUAACGAGCGCGAGUUUGUAAAUAUAUGCGCAAAGUGUCAUGCGGGGAAGGGUGGUGGAGGCGAUGAAUAGCAAUUACCCAACGCGCAUUUUAGUUUCAAUUGAGGAUUGUUAAAUUGGACAGAAAGAAAAGUGGAAUAACUUCGCAGCUACUAAAAGAGGGCAUAAUGGCUGAGUUACCGGAAAAUUUACAAAUUGUAAAGACAGAAGGACCCCAAUUACCGGAAACGGAAGUACAACCGCAUCGGCUUAUUAAGGAGCGCCUGAAUUUACACGUGAAACGUCGACUCCAACAAGAACAGGAACCGCAGGCACAAACGCAGCAGCAAUUACAAAUAAUUACUCACCCUUCUGGGAAUAUAGCACGAGAAACUGUCGCUAUUACAGCGCCCCAACAAUCGCCGAAAUCAGCGAAUGUAAACGUGAAUUUGACCGAAAACGACGUCACUGCCUCGACAUCAACAUCGAAAAGGAAAGAGAAACAACAACAGAAAGAACCAGUCAAAACACGAAGACCCUAUCAAAAGCGUGUGGACAAAAACACCACCAAAAUACAAACACAAACGCAAAUAAUUGAAGAUGGCGGAAAAGGUCGCAAAAACAAACGUCAUAAGCAGCAGGGAACAUUUUUUUGUACUGGUACUGCUGCCGGGCCGAGUGGCAACGCCGGUGCGUUAUGUUUAUCGCCCGGCGUUGAAGAAGGCAGCGCUGGCGGCGGUGAUGAAGUGGAUGGUCGAGAUAUGUAUUCACGAGAUAAGGAGAAGUGUCCCGAUAUUUUAGGUAUGGUGUUGAGCGGCAAAAAGCGUUCCUUGAUGCAAAAUGCAGAGGUUCAAGAAUUUUUAGCCAAAAUAAUGACUGCAUUUAAAAAUUAGAACUUAAGAUUAGGAGCUUUCAAUUAAGGUAAUGAAGUCAUAUACUGUUACGUUUAUUCUUCACAUACACUAGAUUAUUAAAUAAAACGUUGAAAUUACAGUAGGGGUCUUCCCUUAAACUUAUAAAAAAGCU
This is a messenger RNA of Rhagoletis pomonella (apple maggot), 1132 nucleotides long. RefSeq lists its product as uncharacterized. The record is from RefSeq and is a predicted model, not a curated record. NCBI's taxonomy places the organism in Eukaryota, Metazoa, Arthropoda, Insecta, Diptera, Tephritidae. The transcript has 2 exons. Bases 295 to 999 code for a protein of 234 amino acids.